AUGGCACCGAAAGCGGAAGCUGCCGGGACGGCUGUCGUGUGGUUCCGCAAAGGGCUUCGCUUGCAUGACAAUCCUGCGCUUUUGGAGGCAGCCAAGUCAGGAGCGAAACACCUUUGCCCGGUGUUUGUGCUGGACCCUUUCUUUGGCCCCAAGUUCGUUGGGCCAAAUCGCUACAAUUUCCUCUUAGAUUGCCUGCGAGAUCUGGAUCAGCAGCUUCGGAAGCGCUACCGUAGCCGCUUGAUCGUCUUGCGCGGCAGACCGCAGGAGGUGCUUGGCAAGCUUUUCCAAAGUGGAAAGCCGCUUCUGGCCGCCAAGCCGCGACUCAUCGUGUGGGAGAAGGACACGGAGCCCUAUGCAAGGAAGCGUGACGCAGCCAUAGAGAAGCUGGCCAAGAAGGGCGGCGUUGAGGUGCACACCUUCUCGGGACACACGCUGUACGAUGUUGACGAAGCGUUGGCGAAGAACAAAGGGUCUUCUCCAACGACGAACAACGGAAUGCAGUCCUUGGCCAAGGCACUGGGAGAGCCUGCCGCCCCACGCCCUGCGCCAGGAAAAUUGCCGCCAUUACCACCAGCCGCGUCAGGAAAGGCGUACGAUGUGCCCGACCUGAAGAAGAUGGGCUACAAAUCGAGCCCGCAGACUUACCUUAAAGGGGGCGAGACUGCCGGUGCGGCGCGAAUGACGGCCAUGCUCAAGAAAACAAAGUUCAUCCGGACCUUCCGGAAGCCUCAGACAAGAUCCUCUGCAUUUGACCCGCCGGACACCACAGUCCUCUCGCCUUACUUGAAAUUUGGAUGCGUGAGCAUCCGCGAGUUCUACUACGGCCUGAAGAAGGUCUGUUCGGGAUCGAACCAUUCGAAGCCACCCGAGUCCCUGCUGGGCCAGAUCCUGUUUCGGGAAAUGGCCUACCUAAUGGGAGCCUCCAUCCCCAACUUUGAUCGGCAGGCCGGAAAUCCGUGCUGUAAGCCGAUCCCAUGGGCAAAUAACAAGAAGCUCCUCGCGGCAUGGGAGACCGGAAGGACUGGGUACCCCUUCAUAGAUGCAUCGAUGCGGCAGCUGACGAGGGUCGGGUGGAUGCAUCACCUUGCGCGGCACGCCGUGGCGUGCUUCCUCACUCGUGGGGACCUCUGGCUCUCCUGGGAAGAAGGUCGGGAUGUCUUCGACAGGUUGCUCGUCGACGCUGAUUGGUCCCUGAACAACAUGAACUGGCUGGGCCUCUCUGGUGCUGCUCCCUGGUCCCCACCGUUCUUCCGAGUCUACCACCCCGUACCGAAGAUGGAUUCUUCCCUGAACGUCAAGGACCCUGAGGGCAAGUUCAUCCGCGAGUUCGUUCCGGAACUUCGGAAAAUGCCGAGUAAGUACAUCUAUGCACCUUGGACAGCUCCGAAGGAGGUGCAGCAAGCAGCCGGGUGCAUCGUGGGGAAGGAUUAUCCGAAACCGAUCGUGGAUCACGAGACGGUGUGCAAGGCCAACCUGGAACGUUUCAAGAAGGCCUUGGCAGCGGCCAGGAGUGCCGGCGGUCAGAAACGAAAGGCUUCAGGGUCCGCAUCUUCAGGAAAGAAGCGCAAGUUUGGGUGA
Symbiodinium necroappetens is the source of this 1578-nucleotide messenger RNA. Lineage: Eukaryota; Dinophyceae; Suessiales; Symbiodiniaceae. The record is from the annotation of a GenBank genome assembly.